AUGAAUUUGAACUGUUGUGCUAUCUGUAAGGUCUUAAAAAAAAAUUGUGACUCAAAUUGCAUAUACAAAGCACAUUUUCCAUCGAACGAUACAAGAUUUGAAGAUGUUAAUCAAAUCUUUGGAGCCGAAAUCGUUGCAAAUAUCUUCAACAGUCUUGAAUCUGAAGAACAACGUAAGAUUGCUGCCAACUCUUUGUGCUAUGCUGCUAAGGCUCGUAGACGUGAUCCCGUUUCUGGAAUUCUUGGGAUGGUACAACACUAUGAGAGUAUACUUAAUUAUGUUGAACAAGAGAUCAAAUUGGCAGAGAAUGAGCUUAAAACAAAUGUGGGACCUGAUCAAGUGCCAAAAUAUGUUGAUAUUCCAAUUCCAGAUGAUUUCCUCGUGAAGAGAGAAGAUCGAAAGAUGGGUGAUGGUCACAGAGUUAAUGAUGCAUCAACAUCUGCGGGACCAUCUUCAACUUUACCUAAGAAGCAUGAGUAA
Camelina sativa (false flax) is the source of this 480-nucleotide messenger RNA. The record is from RefSeq and is a predicted model, not a curated record. NCBI's taxonomy places the organism in Eukaryota, Viridiplantae, Streptophyta, Magnoliopsida, Brassicales, Brassicaceae.